GGGUUGGGAAACAAAAGCGCUUGCUGGAGACUGGAUGGGAGCCCUGAGGGUCUGCCAGAGUCGGCACCCUCACCUGGGUGGCCGCUGCACCCUCCGGGAGCCUGGAGCCCUGUCUCCCUGAGAAUUCCCCUGGCUUCUGUAUCUCCGACAAAAGAGCAAGGAUGAGGGGCUUUCUUGGCCGGCGGGCUGCAGAGAUUCUGGGGAUGUGGGUGGGGCAGGUGUCUGCAGUCCAGGGAAGCUCUCUGCCGAGAGUGGGCGAGCUCAUUUUUCCUUCCCUUCCCCAGUCUGUCUUUCGGUCCUUCAACUGCUCCAUGUUAUCCCCUGCCUGCAUCCCCGUCUGCCUCUAGCUGAAGAUGAAAAGAACCAAAAAAGAGGUGAAAACUGGGUGGAGGGUCCACAAGUCUCGCAGGCCUCCACACCUGGACCUUGGUCCUUGCCUUUAUGCCGGGCGCCCCUCCCUCCUCCAGGAAAAGUCUUCAAGACACCCCAACCAGGACUCUGCAGCCCUGCUGCUGUGCCCCAGCCUCCUCAGAUCCCUCUUCCUCAGACAAAGCUCCUGGAGCUGCUCUCUCAGGAUUCCCAAGACACCAGCCACGCCCUCAGGACCCCCUCCUUGCUCCGCAAACAAAGAGGCUGUGCCAGGCCAGCCAGCCACGCCAUUCCCUGGCCCAGUUAAGCCCAAACUGCUCAGACUCAUCCCCAGACCUGCUCUGACUGCCUCCGCCACUGCAGGGUCAAGGUCCCUUUACUCCUCCUCCCCUCUCAAAGAUACCUUCUCCCCCUGGGUGCCCUUCCAGGGGGUGGGGGUGGGGUUGUCUGUGAGGACUACAGGGCCCAGUAGGUGGAAUGAAGUUCUGGGUUCUGAAUUCUGGGUUGAGUGAGAUGCGCUGGUCCCAGUCAGUAGCGACCACAGGACUAAGAGAGAGGGAAGAAUGGGGAGUAUGCGCGCUAUUCAUAUUUAAUUUACAAAGGCUCCUCUGAAGCCUUGGUCGGUGGUCUCUUUAGAUGCAGCACCCAUCACCCGGCUCUCUUGUCCACCUCCCCAGCUCAUUAAAAUGCUCAACACUCAAAUCAGAAGACUGAUCUCCAAGGCCCCAAACCCCAUGGACCCACCUCCGGAGACCACUUCAGCCUGAUUGCAGCAACAGAUGUGGGAAGCGCCUUUGGGCUGUCGUCCUGGCUCCCCCACAUUAAGUCUGGAAAAGGAGUUGAACCCCGAGGGCAGCGAGAGGAGAGUCGGCGGCGAGCAGCCGGGUCCGCGAUGGUGCUCCUGAGGGCCCUGUGGCUGGCCUUGGCGCUGCUAGAAGUGGUCGGAGCGUGCCCAGAGCCAUGCGCCUGCGUGGACAAGUACGCGCAUCAGUUCGCCGACUGUGCCUACAAGGAGCUGCGUGAGGUGCCAGAAGGACUGCCGGCCAAUGUGACUACGCUGAGUCUGUCGGCGAACAAGAUCACCGUGCUGCGGCGCGGGGCCUUCGCAAACGUCACUCAGGUCACAUCGCUGUGGCUGGCGCACAAUGAGGUGCGCACUGUGGAGCCGGGCUCGCUGGCGGUGCUGAGCCAACUCAAGAAUCUCGACCUGAGCCACAACCUCAUAUCCAGCUUCCCAUGGAGCGAUCUGCGUAACCUUAGCGCGCUACAGCUGCUCAAGAUGAACCACAACCGCUUGGGCUCGUUGCCCCGGGACGCACUCGGUGCACUGCCCGACCUGCGCUCCCUGCGUAUCAACAACAACCGGCUUCGUACUUUGGCUCCUGGCACCUUCGAUGCACUAAGCGCGCUCUCACAUCUGCAGCUCUAUCAUAACCCCUUCCACUGCGGUUGCAGCCUUGUGUGGUUGCAGACCUGGGCCGCAAGCACCCGGGUCUCUUUACCGGAGCCCGACUCCAUCCAGUGCUCCUCGCCUCCCGCGCUGCAGGGGGUGCCGGUGCGCCGCCUGCCCGCCCUGUCCUGUGCACCACCCAGCGUGCAUCUGAGUGUUGAGCCGCCGCCUGAGGCGCCCGGCAGCCCCCUGCGCUCUGGUCUGGCGCUCACACUACACUGCGUCGCGGAAGGACACCCCACGCCCCGCCUGCAAUGGCAACUUCAGAUCCCGGGGGGCACUGUAGUCUUAGUGCCGCCAGUCUUGAGUGGGGAGGACGACGGGGACGGGGCAGAAGACGGGGAGGAGGAAGGAGAUGGGGACGGGCCAACGCAGACAGAGGCCCCAACUCCAACUCCAGCACCCGCUUGGCCCGCGCCCCCAGCCACCCCGCGCUUCCUGGCCCUCACAAAUGGCUCCUUGUUGGUGCCCCUCCUAAGUGCCAAGGAGGCAGGCGUCUACACAUGCCGUGCCCACAACGAGCUGGGUGCCAACUCUACGUCAGUACGGGUGGCAGUGGCAGCUGCCGGGCCCCCAAAGCAUGCCUCUGGCGCAGGGGGAGACCCUGAUGGACAGGCCCCAACCUCUGAACGUAAGUCCACAGCCAAAAGCCGGGGCAACAGUGUCCUACCUUCCAAGCCCGAGGGCAAAAUCAAAGGCCUAGGCCCGGGACAGGUUAGCUUCCUCGGGGAGACAGAGGCGAGGCCGGAGGAGGAAGAGGCAGAUGAGGGAGAAGAGGCGGAAAACCAGGUCUCAGCUGACAGGGUGAAAGAGCAGCGCUGUGGUCACGGGGAUCCCUCGCGGUACGUGUCCAACCACGCGUUCAACCAGAGCGCCGAGCUUAAGCCGCACGUCUUUGAGCUGGGCGUCAUCGCGCUGGACGUGGCUGAGCGCGAGGCGCGGGUGCAGCUGACGCCGCUGGCGGCGCGCUGGGGUCCUGGGCCCGGCGGGGCUGCGGGAGCGGGGCGGCCCGGGCGGCGGCCAUUGCGCCUGCUCUAUCUGUGUCCGGCUGGGGGCGGCGCAGCAGUGCAGUGGUCGCGUGUCGAGGAGGGCGUCAACGCCUAUUGGUUCCGCGGCCUGCGGCCCGGCACCAACUACUCUGUGUGCCUGGCACUGGCGGGCGAGGCCUGCCACGUGCAAGUGGUGUUCGCCACCAAGAAGGAGUUGCCCUCAUUGCUGGUUAUCGUGGCGGUGAGCGUGUUCCUCCUGGUGCUGGCCACCGUGCCCCUGCUGGGCGCCGCCUGCUGCCAUCUGCUGGCCAAACACCCGGGCAAGCCCUAUCGUCUUAUCCUGAGGCCGCAGGCCGCGGAUCCCAUGGAGAAGCGCAUCGCCGCCGACUUCGACCCGCGUGCCUCUUACCUCGAGUCCGAGAAAAGCUACCCGGCAGGCGGCGAGGCGGGCGGCGAGGAGCCAGAGGAGGCCCCCGGGGAAGGCCUUGACGAAGACGUGGAACAGGGGGACCCCGGUGGGGACCUGCAGAGGGAGGAGAGCCUGGCGGCCUGCUCGCUGGUGGAGUCCCAGUCCAAGGCCAACCAAGACGAGUUCGAGGCGGGCUCCGAGUACAGUGACCGCCUGCCCCUGGGUGCCGAAGCGGUCAAUAUCGCCCAGGAGAUUAACGGCAACUAUAGGCAGACAGCAGGCUGAACCCCCCGCCCGCCAGGCCGCCCAUAUUCAUUCCCACAGUACCUUGGGUGCCUGGAGGCAGAAGUCUAGGGCUGGCAGGAUUUUUGCACCCCCUACCUUCACUUCACCCCCUUACCACCCUCUAACCUUGACUACCGGCGACUUACAGUGGGGAAUGGGACGAUUUCACCAGUCCCGCCCACGAUGGUCAUUGUCCUUGUGGGCUGAAUUCCCCUUCAUGGCAAGCACAGAUCCCCGCUCCUCCUUCCUUGUGUGAGACCGCUGACCGUGAGGCGAAAUCCAGGCCUCUCCAUUCCCACAAUUAUCUGUCAAAUCGGCUCCGCGGCCCUUCUCCCCGUGGGCUCGGGAGCCAGAGGAAAUGGGAGUAGACGUUGGAAACAUUUGCUGGUAACGCCAUAGCUUGGGGGUAUGCCCGGGACCCCCGGCAGAUGUCCCUAGCUUGGAGCGCUAUGGGGUCCCGCCUCAACCCCUACUUCACCCUUCUCGGGAUGUACAAACCAGAAGUCAGGAUUCGAUGGCAACUCCCUAGUUUUUAGUUUCAAAGCCCCCUUCUGACUGGGAACCAACCGCUUCUGUUCCCCCACCUCCUCUCCGUUUCUGCCCAGCUGGAGCCUCUACAGGUGCCUGCGGCGCCUUCCAGCUCCGCGCUCUGAUUUUCUUAUUUUCGUUGUUUUCAAAGACAGCGACAGUCCGGGUCUGGUGCUAACACUCCCUACCCUCUGGGGAAAUUGGGUGGGUGUGUGUGUGUGUGUGUCUGUCUGGGAAUGGGGGGAAUCCGUCUUCCCUUGCCCUCUCUCCUAAUUUAAAACGCCGCAGAACCGCGCUCCCUUUUCCUGCGGAGAGUAAGGGCUUGGUCCCGGGCCAAUUUCAUUGUGGGUGAGUUGGGGUUUUUGGAGAUUGGUGCACUCGACAGCUCCGCUUCCACUGCUGCAUGGGGCCCAGGCCUCAGCUGGAGAAACGCGGGGGUGCGCAGGAAGCCAACUCUGGUCUCCUGGACGCCGCCUCUCCGGUGGGACUAGCGCCCUAGGACGCACAAAGCCUGCGCGUGACCGUGCGGCGGGAUCCGGGUAGAGAUAAGCCCUUCAGUCCCCGCGCCUCCCCACCCUGCCCCUCUUUCCUCGAGAAUAGUAUUUGCCCGGCUGUAGUCCUAGACAAGCGUGCUCUGUAGGAGAAAAGUCUGUGUCCUGUAAAAGUGUGUCAAGUGUAAUGUAGGGAGGCGG
Sus scrofa (pig) is the source of this 4722-nucleotide messenger RNA. Lineage: Eukaryota; Metazoa; Chordata; Mammalia; Artiodactyla; Suidae. The record is from RefSeq and is a predicted model, not a curated record.